Loxodonta africana (African savanna elephant) is the source of this 6987-nucleotide messenger RNA. It is a transcript of the gene TBC1D5, whose product is annotated as TBC1 domain family member 5. Bases 1507 to 4047 code for a protein of 846 amino acids. The record is from RefSeq and is a predicted model, not a curated record. NCBI's taxonomy places the organism in Eukaryota, Metazoa, Chordata, Mammalia, Proboscidea, Elephantidae. Gene Ontology annotation, biological process: activation of GTPase activity. The transcript is spliced from 24 exons. Gene Ontology annotation, molecular function: GTPase activator activity.
UCCAGCUUUCGCAGGCAUACGAGGUGAUUGAAAAUACCCUCACCUUAGUCCUCAAGGUGAUGUCUUUGCUUUUUAACACUUACAAAGAGUUCUUUUGCAGCAGAUUUGCCCUAUUUGAAAUUCCUCAGUGACUAUGCCUUACUGACUUUCAUAGCCCUGUUUUGUUUCCCAUGCAUGCCCUCCCUAGCUUUGAUUGGCCCCUCUCCCCCUUCCUUGUCUUUGAAUGUGCUGGUGUCAGACUUGCUUUUGGACCUUUGAACUUACUUGCCCCCAGACUGCAGCAUUUCCCAUACCUUUCAGAUCACCUCUUAAAUAGCCUUUCUUAAGACUUUGCUGACACUGAAAUAAACCAAGUUAUAAAAUCUCAUGGCUUCUUCUUUUUUUAAUAGCAUUUAUCUCUGUUUGCAAUUAUGUAUUUACAUAGUGAUUUGAUUCUUUUUCCCCAAGUAGAAUUUAAGCUCCUCGAGGGCUCAGACAAUUUCAGAGUUUACAAAAGCCUAAAAUAACCCUUCCACUAGAUAACAGAUAAUAAAUGGAUGACUAAAGUAUAUAACUAGGCAAUUAAAAUACAAAGUGAUUGAUUCUGAAGUGAAUAAGUACAGACAGGGCCACAGUGUUGGUGUGUUUGGCAUUGUUAUUUGGGAAUAUGUUUGUUAUUGUAGCAUUGGUUCGAUCUGCCUCUCCUUUUAUAUUUUCUAUUAAAAAUAAACUUAUGUAGUACUGUGAAUUUUGAAUUACUGAAAAUACAUUAAGAGCUUCUCAGAACUCGAUUAUACUUGAAUAAGCAUUUGUCAUGGAUUGAAUUAUGUCCCCCCAAAAUAUGUGUAUCUAUCUGGCUAGGCCAUGAUUCCCAGUGUUGUGUCAUUGUCCACCGUUUUGUCAUCUGGUCUGAUUUUCCUGUGUUGUAAAUUUAUCUCUACGAUGUUAAUGAGAUGAGAUUAGUUGCAGUUAUGUGAAUGAGACAGGACUCGAUCCACAAGAUUAGAUUGUGUUUUAAGCCAGUGUCUUUUGAGAUAUAAAAGAGAGAAGUAAGCAGAGAGACAGAGGGACCUUAUGUUACAAGUAAGCAGCGCCAGGAGCAGAGUAUGUCCUUUGGAUCCGAGGUUCCUUUGUGGAGAAGCUCCUAGACCAGGGAAGGUUGAUGACCAGGACUGUCCUUCAGAGCCUGCAGAGAGAGAAAGGCUUUCCCUGGAGCUGACGCCCUGAGUUCGGACUGUGACCCUCCUAGGCUGUGAGACAAUGAACUUCUGUUGCUGAAGCCAUCCGCUUGUGCCAUUUCUGCUGCAGCAGCACGAGACGACUAAGGCAGAUGCUUUCUCCAGCAGCUCAGUUGAGGGAAAACUCUGCUAGUCUCUAAUUCUUGAUUCAUCUUCUUCCUUGCUGAUCAAGACCCAUAGAAGAGCAUGUUAUCGUGAUUUGUAGAUAAUAAAGUUCUCCUGAAAGUGGCCAGUGCUUUAUAACAGAAACAAAACCAAAAGGUCUUACUUUUACUAAUGGCAAGAUUUGAUGUGGAAGAAUUCCCUGAUGUGUAGUCAGACCGUCACUUCUUCUUCUACCAGUAACAGUCACUGUUGGAGAUUUUGGCCAGUACCAACAAUGUAUCAUUCCUUAUCUGAAACUAGACAUCCUCUGCAGCCAGAAGAACAAGAAGUGGGCAUUGACCCCUUGUCCAGUUACUCCAACAAGCCUGGAGGUGAUGCAAACAAAAAUGGAAGAACAACAAGUUCUACUUUAGACUCUGAUGGGACUUUUAAUUCCUAUAGGAAAGAAUGGGAAGAACUAUUUGUAAACAACAAUUACUUGGCAACAAUAAGGCUUAAGGGGAUUAAUGGGCAGCUGAGAAGCAGCAGGUUCCGCAGUAUUUGCUGGAAGCUUUUUCUUUGUGUUCUUCCUCAAGAUAAAAGUCAGUGGAUAAGUAGAAUUAAAGAAUUAAGAGCAUGGUAUAGCAACGUUAAAGAAAUACAUAUCACAAACCCGAGAAAGGUUGUUGGCCAGCAAGACUUGAUGAUCAAUAAUCCGCUUUCACAGGAUGAAGGGAGUCUUUGGAACAAAUUCUUCCAAGAUAAAGAACUCCGAUCAAUGAUUGAACAAGAUGUCAAAAGAACGUUUCCUGAGAUGCAGUUUUUUCAACAAGAAAAUGUGAGAAAGAUUCUUACAGAUGUUCUUUUCUGUUACGCCAGAGAAAACGAGCAGUUGCUUUAUAAACAGGGCAUGCAUGAGCUGUUAGCGCCCAUUGUCUUUAUCCUCCACUGUGACCACCAAGCCUUUCUACAUGCUAGUGAAUCCGCACAGCCCAGUGAGGAAAUGAAAACUCUCUUGAACCCUGAGUAUCUGGAACAUGAUGCCUAUGCGAUGUUCUCACAACUUAUGGAAACUGCUGAACCUUGGUUUUCCACUUUUGAGCAUGAUGGUCAAAAGGGAAAAGAAGCUCUGAUGACCCCCAUCCCUUUCGCUAGGCCACAGGAUUUAGGGCCAACAAUUGCUAUUGUUACUAAAGUCAACCAGAUCCAGGAUCAUCUACUGAAGAAGCAUGAUAUUGAGCUUUAUAUGCACUUGAACAGACUAGAAAUUGCACCACAGAUAUAUGGAUUACGGUGGGUGCGGCUGCUGUUUGGACGGGAAUUUCCUCUGCAGGACCUUCUGGUGGUCUGGGAUGCCUUGUUUGCAGAUGGGCUCAGCCUGAGUUUAGUUGAUUAUAUCUUCAUAGCCAUGUUACUCUACAUCCGAGAUGCUUUGAUUUCUAGUAACUACCAGACCUGUCUUGGCCUUCUGAUGCAUUACCCACCCAUCGGGGAUGUACACUCACUGAUCCUGAAGGCUCUGUUCCUUCGAGACCCAAAGAGAAAUCCAAGACCAGUAACUUACCAAUUUCAUCAAAAUUUGGAUUAUUACAAAGCACGGGGAGCAGACCUCAUGAAUAAAAGCCGGACCAAUGCCAAAGGUGCUCCCUUGAAUAUAAAUAAGGUCUCUAAUAGCCUGAUUAAUUUUGGAAGGAAGUUGAUUUCUCCUGCAGUGGCCCCAGGCAGUGCGGGUGGCCCCGUACCUGGGGGCAACAGCGGCAGCUCCUCCGUCGCUGGGAUCCCCACCCGGACCUCAGCAGAGGCCCCGAAGCAUCACUUACAGCAGCCGCCGCAGCAGCAGAGGCUGAUGAAAUCAGAAAGCAUGCCAGUGCAAUUGAACAAAGGCGAUAUAGUUACAGGAAGCGGUGCUCAGGUUUCUGCUCCUGUCCAGACUCUAACUGACCUCGAAGGACAAAGUUCGAAAAACGUCAGUUCCUCUCCAAGCAUUGAGAGUUUGCCUGGAGGAAGAGAAUUCACUGGCUCCCCACCUUCGUCUGCUACUAAAAAAGAUUCGUUUUUUAGCAACAUCUCCCGUUCCCGCUCACACAGCAAAACUAUGGGCAGAAAAGAAUCUGAAGAAGAAUUAGAAGCCCAAAUUUCCUUCCUUCAAGGACAGUUGAAUGACCUGGAUGCCAUGUGCAAAUACUGUGCAAAGGUGAUGAACACUCAUCUUGUAAAUAUUCAAGAUUUGAUAGUACAAGAAAAUUUGGAAAAAGAAGAUCAAAUUCUGGUUUCCCUGGCAGGAUUAAAGCAGAUCAAAGACAUUCUAAAAGGUUCCCUGCGUUUCAACCAGAGCCAGCUGGAGGCUGGGGAGAAUGAGCAGAUCACCAUCACGGAUGACCACUACUGCUCCAGUGGCCGGGGCCAGGGCCAGGGCGGCCUGACAGCCGGGGCAGCCAAGCAGGCCUCCUCAGAAAUGCCAGGGCACACAGACGGAGGGAGUUCAGACGACUUCAUCCUGGUCUCCAAGGACGAUGACGGUGGCAGUGCCAGAGGAGCCCUCUCGGGCCAGGCCCAGCCUCUUCGUACCCUCGGAAUCACAUCCAGGAAAAGUGAGGCCUUGGCCCGCUCCCCCCUUGUGUUCUCUGACCCCCUGACAGGCCCAGCCUCGGCCUCCUCCAGCAACCCCAGCUCCAGCCCUGACGACGACAGCAGCAACCACAGCAAGGAUUCGGGCUUCACCAUCGUGAGUCCCCUGGACAUCUGACUGUGGUGCCUGGUCCUGGUGCCCAGUCCUGCCUCGCGGGGACCCAGCCACCCACUCGGGCCCUGAGGCUGGCUGAGGCUCCCCCGGUGGAAAUCUCUUUGAAACCAUCACUUCUUUCCCAGCAUGCAUUUGGCAUGGGUGCAUCCCAUUGGAACCCUUAAAGAAAUCCAAAUGAAGCAAAUGUGGCCACAACACACAGACAUGUUCACCCAAAUUCAGACAGCAUCUCUGGGCCCUUCCCCACCCCUCAGCCCACUCAGCACUGAGUUAGAGCAAGGUUAGUACCCAGCUCACACUCACUGUCAGAAAAGACCAAAUCACAACUAGAGUCACUUUUCAUCUGUCCUCUCUUCCCCAGCUACGGAGUGGCGGGCUCAUCGGUUAUAUUUACAAGAAGGGGAAGAGUUGGUUUCACUUCCUCCCUGUCAGCAUCAGGCGUGGGAAAACUGGCUGAUAUCAAGAAAGCUUCCUCUGUGGAAAUGCAUGUCUCAGUCUACUUCAUUCCUACCUUGGAAAACCAUGCAGCAGAGCCAAAUGCAAUAGAACAAACUAGAACUAGUGGAUUCCAGGACUGGAAAAUCCUGUUCCUGACUCGUCAAAGUUAUAAUGAUCUUUAGAAACAGGGUCUAAAUUUAGGAAUCAUAUUUCGGUAUAAGGUCAUGUUAGAUUUUUUUGAUUUGUUGAAGAAUACAUUUCUAAACCUCAGACCAUCCCUGUCCCUCCUUAAACAAUUGGAUUUUACCUUUUAGGAUGUUUCACAGCCAGAAAACAAGGUGACUUUUAAGCCAGUCUUUUCUGCACUGAUUUCAGAAGUUGCUAGAAUGUUACUGUUCCUUCAGGUGAAAAAACGUGCACCUGACUUUUUGGGAUGCACAUCUUUCAAACAGUCAGUUUUCUGAUAACGGUUUCUAGUUUCAGGAGUAGAACCGCAGAGUAAAGGGGAAAAGCUGAGCUCAUUGUCACACAGAUUGAGAAGCCCUGUGGGUCUUAAGGGAGCAGUAACAGGGAAUUAGACAUGGAGCCUGUUGUUUGGGGAGCAGGGCUUCCUGGAGAAUAUUUCAGAUGCUGGGAGGAUGUAGGAUUUCUGCACAGCCCCUCCCCCUGCCGGGAGCCGAGUGUGGGGGCUGCAGCACAGUGCUCAGCCGGGACAGCGUCCCAGGGCAGAGCAGGAACGGGCCUGCGUGCCCAGGCCUUCCUGGUCCUUGCUUGGCAGCAUAGGAAAUCAGGAUGGGCACAGAGCAUCGGAUGGGCCGUUUCUCUCCUUUGCCUGAGCAGGAAUUCUAACAGGAAAGGGUGGGCAAUGCUGUUAGACACAGCACCCCAUUUCACCAGUGUCAGGAAAGAGUAGCCUCACUCGGGGCGACUGGCUCCUUGGGCCUCUCCUCAGAGGAUGGCGAGGCCCCAGCAGUGGAAACCUUCGUGGUGACAAGUGACAAACUUAGCAUGAAGGAGUAGACGCCAUUGACAUCCCUCCCACUGCUACCCUGCAUUUCCCUGGAGCCAGAUGUGAUAAUGACAGGAUCUCCCACUCGCUCUCCAAGAAAACUGACAACUGGCGAGUCAGCCACUGCAGAGAGGUUCUAAUUAGUUCUGAAACUAGCAGGGAGAUCUCCUGACACAUCCAGCAUAAGGUGGAUGAUAGCUCUGUUUUUGCCGAGGUAGUAGGGUUGUUGGUCCUCCACAGUUGCUCAGCAGAUGAGCUGACAUAAGCCUUCUGGCUCCUGACUCGAGUGGUCUCCUUAGCACUUCUGCGGGGGAGGAAUCUUGGAGCAAGUUGCUGCCAAGUACGCAUCCCCAGGACGGCACUCUGUAGGCCCCCAGGGUUCCCGUACAGCAAGUGGCCUUGCAGCUAAGCAGCGGCUGCAUCGGUGACUUUCACACAAAGGCUGUGCUCAUGAAGGUGGUGGUGUUUCUAGUUUUGAGUUGAGAAUUGUGGCGCUGUCCCACAGGCUCUAGGAUGGGGACUGAGAAGGCUCUCAGAGCUGCCUGUCCCCCGGCAGCUUGGCCACCAUCACCUGCUCACCUGCAGCUUUUCUUUUGCCUUGAGAACGAGUGUCAUAAAAGCCAAGUGUCACUGGCCACCCAAGAGUCCACUGGGCAUCCACCUGCCACCAGCAAGCUGAGCUGGUUCCGUCAGUUAGCUGGGCGUUCAGUGGUCACUGGGCAUUUCUUCCUGCCUUGCCCACACCUGGAGCGGGGCUUCUCCGCUGUGUGUCUGCCUUGGUGCCACAUGAGAGCCAGUGGCUCACUCAGAGGGGCUGCUUCUUGCCCCACAAUCCUCUCGUCCUCCAAGAAAAACGCACGAGGGGCGUGAGGCAUGUCAGUGCCAACCCCAGUUUCCAGAGGUUCAUAGCAUUAGAGAAUUAGAUUAAUGUCUUACUUUUUUAAGUGACUUUUUUUUUUAUUAUUCAUAGUUUAGCAUUGUUUGCGUUUUUACUAGUUACAGUGCCAUUAAAGAAUACUUGUUCCUUUUUAUUAUUUUAUCAGGUACUUUUGUUUAAUUGCACAUUUUUUUAAAUCCUGACUAUAUGAAACCUUUUGUUUUUCUCUAACAAAUGUGGUAAUCAGUGGAACCCUCCCAUGGUUUGAUUAUUCACAGUGACAUACCUUUUAUACGAGUAAAGCUUAGGGUCAUUCUCGUUAUCCUCUUUCUUUUCAUACAUGUCCCUAUGUGUUUCAGGCAUUCCUCUUUGAUCAGAUUAGAAAUUUGAGUUAGAAUUUCUCUCCAUACGUUGCAUACAGGAGUUACAGGCUAGAGAAAGAAAACAGUCGUACUUACUUUGCCUUACCUUGUGUGUAUGCCAAGGGUUCAUUUAACACUUUAACAUCUAAUUAUACUGGAUUUAUCUCCCCAAAAUGACCUCCUUCUAAUGUUCAAUGCUAACUGCAAUAUGGUAAAGAAUAAUAUCACUGAAGAAUAAACGUGACUCUAAAAAUAAA